Hydra vulgaris (swiftwater hydra) is the source of this 1758-nucleotide messenger RNA. NCBI's taxonomy places the organism in Eukaryota, Metazoa, Cnidaria, Hydrozoa, Anthoathecata, Hydridae. The record is from RefSeq and is a predicted model, not a curated record.
AUGGCCUGGGCAAGCACAAACUGUACUAAGCUUAAAAAACUCUACAGUAAACAAAACAUGCCUGUAGAAUUGUCUUCGGAUAUUCAGUCUGAUAAACUACCAUUGCCCCCUCUUCUCCUUGCUGCUGUGGAAAGAAAAGAAAUAGACUUUAGUAUUCUAAAAAGGUCAAAACUAAAGGAGUAUGUUAUGGAUUUUCUUUUUGAUGUCAUGAAGCAACAGUACGGGUUAUUUCCAAGUACAAGUAACUUCUAUGAAAUAGCAAAUGAGCUUUUCCUAAGGUAUCCUUCUCUAAAACCUCGUCACUGCAAUGGCUCUGAACUUCUUGUGCAUUUGUUGAAGGCAAAAUUUAAGCAAGUUAGGCGUCCUCUUCUAAAUGUUGAGCAAGUUGCACAGUUUAAAAUAAAGUACUCUAGAAUUAAUUCUGAUCGUGAGCGAAAUUCUGUCUUGCUGAAUGAGUCUGUUAAUAUUUGCUCAGCAAAACGUCACUGCCAUCAUUCAAGUGAUAAGAAUGUGGAUGAUGGUAUAACUCAAGAUAUUAUAAAAAGCAUGACGAAUGAGUGUCAGAAAUCGUGCCCAGAUAUUGAAUUUUUGGCUCACCAGAUUAUCUUGUAUAUCUUGUAUAUUGAGGCAUUGAUAUAUCUUGUCAAUUGAGGCAUUAAAAUAUACAUGCCGAAAUAAAAGAACUUUGGAUGUCCUUAAUAAAUUCCCAGCACUUUACUAUGAAAAAGUUGUAAGUGGUUUAUGUAGUAUUUUUUUGUAUCUAUAUUGCUCUUUUAAUGUUGUCUUAAAACUGCAGCUUUCCUGAAUAUGAGCAAUAAUUCACCCAUUUAAUGAACUUGAUAGCGGCUUAACACAAGAACUUGAAUAACAAUUUUUCAGUUUUAUUACUUUUAUAAAGAAAUUUACUUUCAAUAAACAUAAACUAUAUAUAAAAAUACAUAACAAAAUUAAAAUUAUAAAACUUAAUAAAGUAGGGUUUGUAAUGUACCUGGAAAACCUGGAAAAUUCGUUAAUUUUGGCUUAAGUCAUGGAAAACCUGGAAAAGUCAGGGUUUUUUUUUUUUUUCUUUAGUUUGAAAAGUCAAGGAAUUCAGAUUAAGUUACCCGUUUUACAAUUCAGCUAUUAUGUUUUUGUUGAUGCUACCUUUUUACUUUUUCUGAAAUUUUGUUUUUCUUAGUGUUCAUUCUUAGUCAUCCUUAAUAAUAAGAUCCAUUGUAACAUGUAUAAUAAGAUCCAUACUAAUAUCCGACUUAACUAAUAGCUAAGUUUUAUAAGUUUUGUCAUUUAAAGCAUGUACAAUUUUAGCAUUUCUAUUACAUUAAAUUAGAUAGUAGUUUCAAACAUUUUACAAAAACUAUUGUUUAAAAUAGUCAGGGAAAAGUGUUUGAUUUUUCAAAAAAGUUGGGAAAAAUUUAUGGAAUUUUAUAUAAAUAUUUGGCCACGAAUCCUGUAAGACAAUUAGUUGUAUCUUUAAAGAUAUAUUUACUGCCUUGGCGUGGGAAGUUCAAAAUUAAUUUUUCUGUGUUUAUUAAACUCUAUUGUCUGUUGUUUUUUUCUGCAAUAUUAAUAAAAGUCUGCAAAUAUUAUUUUUGGUCAGCUAAAUAACAUAUGCUGCUCCAGGGUACCAGUUCCCAAAUUUUUUAGAAAAGUCCUUGUAAUAUUAGGGUGGAAUUCAAGGAUAUUUUUUUAUUUAAUCGCGUAUUGAAGUCGUUUUCUUUGUUUUAUUUUUAGCUUUUUGCAGCAGCAAUGGUUAUAACA